AUAAGCGAGAGGAGAGAGGAAGGUAAAGAAGGAGGGAGGAGAGGAAGGUAAAAGGAGGGAGGGAGGGAGCGGAAUUAGUCAGUGAUAGAGGGGAGGAGAGGAGGCGAGGCGGCGGGUUGUUCUGCCGAGGUGGACGUGGCGGGUCCGGCGGAGGGAGCUACAAGUGACGGCCGAGCGGAGCCGAGCCAUGAAACGGACAGCGACCCGGACCCCCCGCAGGCUGGUCUAAGUCAGGUUGUGGUGCUGACAUCGGAAGGACGAUUGUUGGAUUCCCGGAAGAGAUACUCAGGGAAACGUCCCCUACCUCUAAGCCUGUCCCCUCUCAGGACAGGUACACUUACUCGAAGCAGGGAGAGAGGACGUACUUGUGGACUAGGAGGAGGAGGAGGAGGGGGAGGAGGAGUGUUGUUCCAGAUCGAGGUGAGGAGGGUUAGCUCCGCCCCCCACCAUGACAGACUUAGAGAGUGAGUGUUUAAGCCUCGGCAUGCCCCCUGAAUGCGGCUCCCCUCCGCCGCCUCUUGACACCUCCCUGCAGGUGGACUGUGGCUCAGGGACCACCUCCUCUGACUCGACGCCCACCAUGGCCCUCAUGUCCUCCGACUGCCCCACCCCCACACUAAGCUCGCUGGCGGCGGAGAUCGCCGAGCCACUCGUGAUGCUGCCGUGCGUGAAGAGCGAGCCAGAGGACGGAGACCUGGAACCCAUCCGGACCGUGGACCUCUCCGAGAUCCAGCCGCUGUCCACUGCUGAGCUGGGCCAUGACCAGAUCAAGAUGGAGAUCAGCGGCCUCGACUACAUCAAGUCGGAGCAUCACUGUCACCACGACAACCCCCACCUGGGCCAUUUCCACCACACUGAUGUCGCAGAGCUGGACUACAAGUCGCACUACGAGCCGAGCUCUGUGUUCGACUACAUCUCUCAGGUGACGGACACACUCGAGUACAUUAAGUCGGACCACCAUGUGGACCUGCAGUGUUACUACACUGAGCUGGGCUCCCUGAAGUGUGAAUACCCCGAGGCCAGCAUCAUGUCCGGCCCGCACAACGCGCUCGAGUCCAUCCACAUGGCCGAGCUCCGCACCGAGCUCAACAAGCUGCGGCCCGACGCGCUACUCCUGGACGGCAUGGGCAAAUCGGACCCUGAGCUCGGAGGUGGGGUUCUGUACGAGCUGCAGCCAGCACAGGACAGGAAGACUGCAGCUGAGGGGAGCGGAGGUGCUGUGCCUACAACCAAAACACAGAACCCGACUGCGAGGAAACCUAGAAACAUGCUGGGCGAGAAGCCGUUCUCGUGCACGCAGUGUGGCAAGAACUUCAGCACGCUGGGAAACCUGAAGACGCACCAACGCAUCCACACCGGGGAGCGACCCUACACCUGCUCGCAGUGCGGCAAGAGCUUCGGCCAGGCCGGGAACCUCAAACGCCACCAGCUCAUCCACACGGGCCAGAAGCCGUACGUUUGCGCUCACUGCCCCAAAGGCUUCACCAAAGCGGAUGACCUGCGCUCGCACCAGCGCCUGCACACCGGCGAGCGUCCCUUCAUCUGCGUCACCUGCGGAAAGAGCUUCGGCCAGUCCAAAGAGCUGAAGGCUCACCAGCUGAGCCACACGGGCGAGCGGCCGUUCUGCUGCCAGCACUGCGGCAAGAGCUUCAGCAAGGAGUCCAGCUACCAGAACCACGUGCAGAUCCACACAGGCGAGAAGCCCUUCACCUGCUCGCAGUGCGGAAAGACAUUCAGCAACUCGGGCGUCUUAAAGACCCACGAGAAGAUCCACUCGGGCGAGCGGCCGUUUGGCUGCACGCAGUGUGGGAAGAGCUUCGGCCGCCUCGGACACCUGAAGGCCCACCAGCAGAUCCACACGGGGGAGCGGCCGUACGCCUGCCCCCACUGUGGGAAGACUUUCAGCCAGUCAGGUCACCUAAAAGCUCACGAGCAGAUCCACAAGCGGGAGCGCGUGGACACGGCGAGUAGCAGCAGCAGCAGCAGCAGCGUGGGCAGCGACAGCAGCUAAAAGCGACUCAAACACCCUUUAACCUCGCGCAAAAACACAAAGUAUUAUUCCUCUUUUUUUAUAAAAAACAUAUAUUACCUUUCCUUAUCAAACUUUUCUUACAUUUUCAUACCUUUUGUGCUCUUUUUAUCUGUGGGCAGGGCGACUCUGACUCAUUUGCUCUUAUGCAAGUGUCUCUGUGUGUGUGUGUGCGUGUGUGUGUGUGUGCGUGCGUGUUGUGGUCGUGUGUGUAUGGGUGUAGAUACUCUGUAAACUGGUCUGAGUGUUGAGUCCAGGUCCCAGGACUUACUUUGGAGUACUUAAUGAUACACAAGCACAAAUACUGCAGUACCCCAGUCUGAGUACUUCUUAAGUUUUUUUUUUUACUGAAACAGACCAGCAGCUCCGGACUGACCAGGACCCUGUUCACUGAAAACACAGCUUUUGUUUAUUUUUUUUUACUGUUCCGAGAGCAGUAUUGGACAGAAAGUACUUCAGAGAGAGUACUUGUACGUGCACGUACACUUCAGAGUCAAGUUCUGUGUGUUACUGUAAAUCUGAGUUAAUCGGUCGCAGAGUGUGAACAACACAGCAGAAGAAAUGUUUUACGGUGAAAUCAGAAUUCAGCUCGUCACUUCAGGUGUCUGUUUCUCACCUGGAUCAAAUCCGGAGGAGAUUCUGCACACAAACAAAUCUGAUGACAAUCUAUAUUUUAUUCCUGUGACUGAUUUGAAUGAGGGUCGGUCCUGCUCCAGUCCAGAGGAGACGCUGAUUUAAACUGAGAUUUGGAAGUUAAAGAAUCAGCUAAUCUAUCAUAGCUGAGUUUUUUCAUUUCAUUUGAACACAAACACUCAAAGUUAAGGCUUGAUUAAUCACAGUAUUUCUCUGUGAUGCUUUUGUUUUCCAGCUUUAAUGGAUAAAAAGGGACAUCAGAGGUAAAAAAAAAAUUAUCACCGUGUCAGUGAUUUUAUUUUAUUUUUUAAACACCAAUGCUCUAAUUGUGUCUUGUUUUAUAAACCCAGCAAACCUCUCAAUUUUUUCUAUGGUGCAUUAUGACCAUGCAAGCCACGAAGAUUCAGGCAGAUUUAUCUUCUGUACGGCACAACAAAAACUCCAUCAUCAUUUAGUCCUUCAUUUAAAUUCUAAUACAAAAUCUGGAUUUGUCGUUUGUCUGAGAUGCUAUUUGGUUAGAUUGUCUAAAAGUAUUUCUGUCUCCAAUGAGGGUUUUAGUUAGCUUUAGCGAACGACUACAAAUCAAAGCACAGAUGGUAUUAACAUUCAUUAAUGUAAUUAUUUUUUAAGCCUGAGUUCUGUCAAACGGCAGCUGGUUGAAAAUGUGUUUGAGAUUAAAAAAAACAAAAAAAAAAACAUGCAGGUUGCUACUUUCUGAAUCCGAAAUAAUGCUUUCAGAAUCUGAUCUCCCUCCAUGAGAUCAAAACUCAUCUUUGCCUUUACACGUGUUUGGUAAGCAGGGUCCUGGUUUAUAUUCCUCAGUGUAAGUGUUAAAGUACUCCGGAGUACUUUUCAAUCUUUGCCAAGCGUAAGUGAGUACUUAUUUUGGAGUACUUGCUGCCAAUUUUGUAGUAUUUCCUUACAGGUAUGGGUACUUGCAGGUGUACACUCUUGUUACUGUACUGUAAAAAUAUCUGAUGAUAUCAUUUAGAUAUAUCUUUUCAACCAGUAUUGAUUGAUUGAUUAAUCAGGACACAUUAUCUUUUUUGUUGUUGAUGAUGAUAAUCUGCUGAUGACAUUCCUUCAAAUCAUUCCAGUUACAUGAUGAACUCCAACAGGACCAAACACAUCAGCGACCCCCCCCCCCCCCUUCAGAUCGCUCACUGUGUACAAAUCUUCUAUUGAUAACGUCAUUCCUAAAAAAAAAAACUUUGAAAUAUGAAAAAAAAAAAAAAUACUGCAGCAAAAAAGAACAAAUUGAUGCAGCAUCUUGUACUGGAAACAGAAUUAUUAAAGAAACUAAUGACA
This is a messenger RNA of Labrus mixtus (cuckoo wrasse), 3970 nucleotides long. RefSeq lists its product as uncharacterized. The record is from RefSeq and is a predicted model, not a curated record. Bases 449 to 2011 code for a protein of 520 amino acids. NCBI's taxonomy places the organism in Eukaryota, Metazoa, Chordata, Actinopteri, Labriformes, Labridae. The transcript has 3 exons.